GAUGGCAGCAUUCCCGUACCGCUCCGUGCGAGGUCUGGGCGCACUUCAGGUCUUUCUGUCGGUAGUGUCCAUCUGUCUCGGGAUCGGAGACUUCGUCGCGGGCCUGACAUUUAGCCACGGAGUACCGUCUGAUUCACCAUCAGCCUACUAUGGGUUCUACUACCUUGGAGGCUUUAGAGUCUUCUACAUCGCUGCUGGUGUCUGGACAGGUCUAUUCUUCCUGGUGGCUGGCAGCCUUGCGGCUUCGAUAGGUGAGGGGCGAACUGCCGAACGUAAGAUUGGCGCCAUACUUACCAUGUCCAUGCUCAACAUCAUCGUUUUCGCUCCCGGACUGAUCGGCCUUGCAGUUGCUAGUUUUGUAGAGAGCUCUAAAGACCUGGCUUGGUCUGGCUUUGGUGGCUUCACGGCCCUGUUCGCCCAGGAGAUCACCCUGACCAUCGUGGGGUGUCUGGAGUGGAUUCUAUCCAUCGUGACGGUCACGGUGUGCUUCAGGAGCGACGCUUACGAUCAGCGGGCCGUCAACCAGGUGGGGCCGAUGUCCACGAAGACAUCUGACUUAUUCUCACAACGCCCGUCACGUGGGUACUCCGAAAGGGCAUCCUUGAACACUGACGGGCCCAGCACGUCUAAGCAGCCGGGCGAGUCCAACGAAGUCAGCGAGAGGAAGGUGAACAACCUGGCCCCUGAGAUUGGCGUAAGGCGAACCAGAAAACCGUCACCUAUAAACAUGGAGGAGAAGGACACUCCAUAACGCUGUGCCUUUAUUGGGAGAUCUGAAAGUGUCACUGUACAUGUUUGUAUGCGGUUAUUUUUGUUGUAUGUGUUUGUUUACGUAUUGAAUUAUUCUAGUGUUUCUAUUAUUAUAUGUUUUUAUUCUUAUACAAUGUACAUAUUUGCACGUGGUUGUUCUUUGCUGUAUGUGUAUUUUUACGUAUUAGAUUGUUCUAAAGUUUCUAUUGUUGUAUGUUAUUCAGUACUUGAUUAAUCUGAGCAAGGGGUGGAAGAAAUGCGCUGCCUGUUCCCCCGGCCACUUUGCUAUCAUAGUAUGGAUAAAGUAAUUUCUGUGGCGUCAAGUUACUAAUUUGUACCACUAAAGAGUACACUGUAGACAACUGAUUUAAAGACCACAACUGUGUUUUUAGAAGAUCAUAUUUUUACGCUAGUGUUGUAAAGGAAAUAAUUUCAUUUACAGCUACCCUAAGCACGCUUUGCUUUUAAUAUCUCUACAAACAUGUAUACACUGUUAAGUCUGUUCAGAGCUGCCACCUAUCGACUCGCGUCGCAUUAGCAUUUAUUCAUAUAAUCAGGAAAUCUAUCACCUCGGUUAACGGAUACAGUAAUGUCGAAAACGACAAAUGUGCAAAUCUAUAAAUAAAGUAAAACGAUUGUCACAAGAUCACAGCAGCAUUGGAAGAAAAACAAAAUAAUUCUCAUUGACGCUUUUCCCCAUUUUUCUUCAUUUCUUAUAUAUGGUUUCUGAUAAUCAUGAAUCCCAUUUAGUUAUCUAUUUAUCAUUAACCAUCGGGCAGAAGUUUCCAAUAAACCAGUCAUAAGUGAUAGUUUGUGCUGAACAGCUUUCUUACUUCGUGUGCAAUACGUGUACAGUACUUGAUAAUGAUCU
Molecule: messenger RNA, 1621 nt
Organism: Branchiostoma floridae (Florida lancelet)
Lineage: Eukaryota; Metazoa; Chordata; Leptocardii; Amphioxiformes; Branchiostomatidae
Exons: 6
Coding region: 2-751 (249 amino acids)
Source: RefSeq, a predicted model, not a curated record